ACUGCUCAAGACUUUUGCAUCACUCUAAACUCUGACUGUUUAGUCCUAAUACGUGGCUUAUGUUGUUCAAACACCUGAAGCCUCUGUGUUUUAACACCUUUAAGGUUUAAACCAACAUCAUAACUGUUCAAGAUUUUCUCAUUAAGUUCAAGAAACAACAAACCCAGAUCCCUUUUUGUUAUCAAGCUUCUUUCUUAAGUCCCUCUCUUUAUUCUUCUGGGCUCUUCUUACAAAUUUCAGGAAAAGAUUUACACAGCUUUCAACUUACUGGACACUGCAAAGCUACUCCUACAGGUUCUUUAAUUGUAAUGCAGUUUCAGAAGACUAUAGAGAGAAUUAGACAUAUAGGUCGCAGUGUUUUGGCUAGCAAAGCAAAUGAGAAUAUGAGGCUUACCGUAACAACUUUAAUUGGAGUGUUGUUUGGCAUCUUGAUUGGAGUAUUAUUUCCUAUUCACUCAUUAAGUAAGCUGAGUCUUUCCUCGGGUCUUCUUACCCUCUCUGAAAAUAUUCAUAUCAAGAAUUCCAGUCUUCCAGAUCAAGCUAAAGUUCAAACAAAUGACACAUCUGAGAUAUGGGUCCCAUCAAAUCCACGAGGUGCGGAAAGAUUACCCCCCGGCUUUGUUGUGCCUCAGUCAGACUUGUAUCCUCGCAGAUUGUAUGGUAAACCCAGUGAGGACCUUACUGUCAUACCGAAGUAUCUUGUGACAUUUACUGUUGGUUAUAAGCAGAUGCCUAAUAUUGAUGCUGCUAUUAAGAAGUUUUCAGGUAACUUUACCGUCCUUCUGUUUCAUUACGAUAAUCGAACAAGUGAUUGGGAUGCAUAUGAGUGGUCAAAGAAGGCUAUUCAUAUAAGUGUGCAGAAGCAGACAAAAUGGUGGUUUGCAAAAAGAUUCCUUCAUCCUGAUGUUGUUGCUGCCUACGAUUACAUAUUUGUCUGGGAUGAAGACCUUGGCGUAGAGCAUUUUAUAGCUGAAGAAUAUAUAAAACUUGUGAAGAAGCAUGGAUUAGAGAUUUCACAGCCUGGCUUGGAUCCCAACAGAGGGUUCACAUGGCAAAUGACAAGGAGAAGAGGCGAUCGUGAAGUUCACAAAGAAACAGAGGAGAGACCAGGCUGGUGCCCAGACCCUCAUUUACCACCUUGCGCGGGGUUUGUGGAAAUCAUGGCACCUGUUUUUUCUCGAGAAGCAUGGCGUUGCGUUUGGCAUAUGAUUCAGAAUGACUUAGUUCAUGGAUGGGGUCUCGACUUUGCUGUUCGAAAAUGUGUUGAGCCUGCUCAUGAGAAAAUAGGCGUUGUAGAUGCCCAGUGGAUUGUACAUCAAGGUAUUCCAUCACUAGGGGGACAGGGUGAAUCUAACAAUGGAAAGCCACCAUGGCAAGGGGUGAGGGAGAGGUGUCGAUCAGAAUGGAAAAUUUUUCAAGAUCGAAUUGACAAUGCAGAAAAAGAUUAUUACAAGUCACUGGAAACAUCCAGCUCCACAUGAUAUAGCCAUUCAAAAUCAACAGAACUCGACCAUAUACAAAGUUCGCGACACGCUUCAAUUUUACUACUGGAUCCGAAAAAUUCAAGUAUAGUAUUGGAAGCGCAUUAUGUACUUAUCUAUACAGUCGCUUCCAUAGAGGUAGAUCGCGUAGCUAGAAAAUACUGAUUGAGGGGCUAGCUCCAGUGAAACCAAAUAUUAUUGGUGUAAUAUAUUCUCUAUGAUUUUAUGUACUCCAUUAGUCCUAA
This is a messenger RNA of Daucus carota subsp. sativus, 1726 nucleotides long. RefSeq lists its product as uncharacterized. Lineage: Eukaryota; Viridiplantae; Streptophyta; Magnoliopsida; Apiales; Apiaceae. The record is from RefSeq and is a predicted model, not a curated record. Bases 309 to 1481 code for a protein of 390 amino acids. The transcript is spliced from 15 exons.